Molecule: messenger RNA, 4013 nt
Organism: Durio zibethinus
Lineage: Eukaryota; Viridiplantae; Streptophyta; Magnoliopsida; Malvales; Malvaceae
Product: HIT-type Zinc finger family protein
Biological process (GO): box C/D snoRNP assembly; maturation of LSU-rRNA from tricistronic rRNA transcript (SSU-rRNA, 5.8S rRNA, LSU-rRNA); snoRNA localization
Cellular component (GO): pre-snoRNP complex; nucleus
Source: RefSeq, a predicted model, not a curated record
UAAUUCCAAACUAAACUUUUAGAUCUUAAGCCAGGACCACGAAACGGAAUAUAAUUUAAAAAAUAUAUGUAAACUAGAAUUUCGACUCCAACAUCUCGUCCGUAUCGGUAAAAGAAAUUAGAUUAGACGUCAAUGAUUGUUUCGGAGAGGAAAACGCAGCGUUUCAUGGAUGAGAAAAUGCCAAGGCAGAAAAUGAUUGCUUGAUGAGGGUUUACUAUUUAUUAAGAAAGUAGUAGUAGCGUAUUCAUCAUCACGAAAUAAAACCCUAGCAAAGCUAGCUGCAGUCAUAAGUCCCUUUUGUCCAGUGUUUGAGAAUAUAAAAAGGAAAAUGGAGGAAUCAAGGAAUGGGGAUUGUGAAGAGUGCAAAAAGAAGGCCUCAAAGUACAAGUGCCCAGGUUGCUGCCUCCGCACCUGCAGCCUCCCUUGCGUCAAUGCUCACAAGCGCCGCACUGGCUGCAAUGGCAGGAGGAACAUCACUUGCUUCGUUCCUCUCUCUCACUUCGACGAUAAUCUCCUUCUCUCCGACUAUAAUUUGCUGGAGGAAACAAAGAGGGUUGCUGAAUCUGCUCGAAGAAUGAGAUCCAAAUUAUGUAGUAACUAUCCUCCUCAUUUUAAGCUACCAUUUGUCCUUCGAAACCUCCGCUCUGCCGCUGCCUCUCGCAGAACUAAGCUCUUGUUUCUCCCUACUGGAAUGUCUAAGAGGGAAAUUAAUCAAACUCGAUUUCAUAGCGGGAAGUACAUUUCAUGGACAAUUGAAUGGCGGUUUCACUCAACAGAUGUUGUUUUACUUGACCAUGGAGUACAUGAAGAUAAAAGCCUCUGCUCAGUAAUUGAGAACCACCUCAAACCUGGCCCAUGGAAUCAUCCUCUAAGGCAAUUCUGCCAGGAGCAGCUUCACUGCCUCAAGUUUUUUAUCCGUAAAUACCCUAAGGGACCAAAGUCACCUUUUCGGGAGUUGGACAUAAAGGCCCCAAUACGGCAACAAUUAGCUGAUACAGUUAUUUUAGAGUAUCCAGUAAUUCAUGUAUUUCUUCCUUUGGAAUGCUAUGAUUUUGAAGUUAUUAGGGAGAAUCGUCCUGUCACUCAUAGGCCAGAGGGCAAAGAUUUUAGCAGUGCUGAUAAUGAAAUCCCAAAAAGUGUUACGUUCAAGGAGGAGGAAAUAGAAGCCAAUGAUGGCUCUUUAGACCCUCAGGUCUUUGAUCUUAUGAAAAAUGUGAUUUCAAGUCCAAAGCAUCAAAUCCCUCAUCAAAACAAGUCUGAGAAAGCAUUCAGUAACUCAGUUUUGUCUUUGUCAACAAGAGCUGGGGCAGGCAACAGGGUGCAUUCUAACUCCCAUACUAAGGGCUCUGAAGUUUUUCAGGACAUGGAAUUCGAUUUUGAUCAAGGCUUAAUAGAUGCAUAUUCGGACCUUAUUGCUGAAAUUAAUCCAGAUGACUUUCUUGAUUUGGAAGGUGAUUUUGCUAAGGAGUCAGGAACAGAAGAUAAAAGGGACCUUUCAAAUUCCAGUGGAGUUUUCUUUGCCAAGGAAUUGGAGGAAGGGGAGAUUGUGGAUUAGUUGUUACUGUUAAUCUUUCCCAGGAAGCAUAGAGGAGCAUGAUUCGAAGACGAAUCUUCUAAGAGUUUUUGCUUGCUAUUGAUCAUAAUUUUCAUUGACAGUCCGCCGCAGCUUUUCAUUGACAUCAUUUCCUUCAUAAGGGACAUUGCUCAAGUGCAUGGUAAUGCUCAAGAUUGGGUCAAAUGCACGGAUAUCUUGUAAAUUCAGUAGCUGAUAUAAUUAUUUGAUUCCUACGAAAGGAAAAAAAAUCAUCUAUUUACUAUAUUGAUCUGGUUGAAAGGGAGGUGAGUUUUGCUCUUUUUUUUUUUUUUUAAUAUUGAUAUUAAGAGGGUCUUGGACCCAUGUUACCCUUUGAUCAGUGCUUGGCAUUUGUUAUCCUGAUGACUUCUUGUGUUAUCCUUUUAAAAGGGUCAUCGAUUCUUGUUUCUCUUUUAGAUUAGUCGUUACGCAGGAUGUGGAUUCAUGUGGUUAUUGAGUUAGUUAAAUUAUAUUUCAUUUUUCCUUUUUACCUGACAAGUUGGCUGAAAUGACCAAACAGUUUGAAUUAACAGGUAGAUCCCCUUUUAAGGUUUGCAAUUCUAAGAUGAACAAUUACUCAUUAAGGUUUGCAACUUAUUUUAUUCAAAAUAGAUUGAAAUCAUUCACUUUUGAUCCUUUUUUCUCUUUUUGACCUGCUUUAUUUGAACGCUAAUUUAUAGCAUUGUUUUUGCUUGAUAUUUCUAACUGCAAUGCAAAAUAGAUACCUUGUAUCGGGUAAGUUGUUGACAAAAUUUUUAUGUGAGAAGCCAAACUAAAAAAUUUUACUGUGUUAUUGGGAAUGGUCGACCAUUAAAAAGGGCCACUAGAACAAACAAUCUCAUCUAACGCCGAGGCUUCCUAGUCGUAAGGGGAUAUCAUGAUUAUUUCAUGAAAUAGUAGAUGGACUCUACUAUCAAGCCGUUUCAAUCACCACCAUCAGCCUUUCUUGUUUCUUCACCCUCAUUCGUACAAUUUUGGCAUAAAAGCUAAGUUACGCUGCUUAUGAUCGUUUAUCUUUGUUGUCUUAAGAGGGUAUGAAUCCCUUUCCGCUAUGUUAUUUCAGCAAGUAAUAUAUUCUGCUUCUUUGCAAACUUGUCCCUUAAAGCUUGGUGUGUAAUAAGAAGAUUUGGGAGGUGUGUCGGUUUUGACUGGAAAUCAUGCCUCACCAUCUCAUUGUUGUCGUUUUUAAGCGUGAACUAACAUUGCUGUUCAACUGUGGCAGUUGGAGAAAUUUCUAAUUGGUUCCCACUUGAAUACAUGUCCUUAGUUGACUAAAGACUAUCAAUUAUCGCAGUUCUUGAAUCAAUUUCAUCAUAGCUUUUCGGGGCCACUAAUCCUCAUGCUUGUUGUCGACCAUGUUAGUUCUGGUUGCAGUCCUUGCCAAAUGAUUUUGGUGGUUGAACCGAGUCUUUCUUAGUGGAAUUGUGAUACAAUAGUGUUAAAGAUUAGGAGUUAAAAAGUCUUAUGCUUAAUUAGAUACGUUGCACAUGUUGAAUAUGAACUACUUGUCAUUUGCCUUUUUUUUUUUUUAAUCUUUUCAUAUCUAUAUGGUUCUCUCUGUGCAAAAGACAAGUAGGGAAGGAGUUUUGCUUUUACGAGGUCUGGAUUCAAGGCUCUCCGAAGAUCUUCAUCCUGAUCCUCAAAAGCUUCACUGCAAGGUACUUGAAGUCUCACUCUUGGCUUCUAGGUCAAGUCUACCAAGUUCUCUUCCUUUAAGUUAUGAAAUGUGCUCCAAUUGAUACCUUUUUUGUAUUGAACAAUCUUCUCAAAAAUUGGAUGGUUGUACUUGCUUUGUUGUGUGCUUUAGGCUGCUUAAAGCUUAAUUUGGGGCCAUAAGAAGUGCAAAAAAAAUACUGGGCUGAAGGGUAACCACUGGGUGGGAAAGAAACCUUGUUACCAUUAACCUGAGAAUUUCCCCAUUUUUACAGUAAGGAAGAUCUUGCGUUGCCUGGGGAACCUGAAUCAUUUGCCACCAAGGCUUCUCUUAUGGCUGCUAUUGACUAUAUAGUUUCUGAGAAAAGUGAUGUUUUCAUGCCAUCUCAUGGUGGAAAUAUGGGCCACGCAUUUCGGGUAUUGAGUCAUCAGUCUCUUAAUUAGCAUUAGUUUCGAGAAAGCUUCCAGUUUUUGUGCUUCGGACCUUCAACUAUGAAAAAUCCAACGCUACCCCUUUUUUUUUUUUAGCUCUUUUCAAGUCAAAUACUGAGUUAUAACAUGCUAGAAUUCUUUUUUAAAAAAGAAAUAAAUAAAACAUACCCAAAUAAUGUUUUAACACUUAGUCAAACAGAAUUAAAUAAUAAUUAAUAAUUUUAAAAAGCAUUUUUUUGUAAAUUAUUACUAGUAUAAUUUGAAUCUCUCUAAAAUGAUGCAAAUAUGACAUAACAAACUUAUUUAUUACCGUAGUAUCAUAAGAAAAUAUUUUAUUAUAAUUAAUUCAUUCAAA